Kwoniella mangroviensis CBS 8507 is the source of this 762-nucleotide messenger RNA. RefSeq lists its product as uncharacterized. Gene Ontology annotation, biological process: riboflavin biosynthetic process. Bases 1 to 762 code for a protein of 253 amino acids. The record is from RefSeq and is a predicted model, not a curated record. The transcript is spliced from 5 exons. Gene Ontology annotation, molecular function: 5-amino-6-(5-phosphoribosylamino)uracil reductase activity. Lineage: Eukaryota; Fungi; Basidiomycota; Tremellomycetes; Tremellales; Cryptococcaceae.
AUGAGCCAGAUACCUCAGUUCCUAGUGGAUAACCUCCCUACAGCUUCAGCCACCACCUCCCGUCCUCAUGUCACCCUGACAUGGGCCCAGUCACUCGAUAGCAAGAUCGCAGGACCGGGUGGUCAGAGGGUCAUCCUGAGUGGUCCAGAAAGUAUGCUCAUGACUCAUUGGAUGAGAUCUGUGCAUGACGCUAUAUUGAUAGGUGUCAAUACGUUGAUAUUGGAUAAUCCAAGAUUACAAGCAAAUCUCUUACCAUCGUCACUCAACCUGCCACCACCCCAACCACUGAUACUAGACCCCAAACUUCGAUUCCCUAUCACAUCCAGGAUACUGAACGAAUGGAAUACCAAGCCUGAUCAGAGGGGAAAGACAAUACGGCAACCGUGGAUCAUAUGUGGUAAUGAUGUUCCCACCGAGCGAGUUAGGGAAGUGGAAGCGGAAGGGGCUAGAGUCGUUCUUGUCAAGCUAGAUGCCAGGGGUCACAUACCACCUUCCUCCUUGCCAACCAUCUUGGAAUCUUUAGGAUUGCGAUCAGUCAUGAUAGAAGGUGGAUCAAGAGUCCUUUCGACAUUCCUCCAUAGUCUCAAGAGAGAUGACGGUAGUAGGUUGGUCGAUAGUGUGGUGGUGACUGUAGCUCCUAUGUUCAUAGGUGAAGGUAUAGGGGUGGUACCAGAGGGAGAAGAUGUGGGUUUACCAGCACUCAAGACUAUUCACACGGAGAAGAUGGGAAAAGACGCUGUCAUGAUAUGUGAGGUUGAGUAG